AUGGUGUUUGACCAGCCAGCCACCCUGAUGCUGUUGGCUGGCUGCCGCUCGAGUCACCGAGCCCACCGCGCCACCUCCAUGGGCAGCUCUCUGAGCAGCUACGUGCCCUGGCUCAGGCCUGAGACCGCGCAGCCGCCACGCCACGAGGUAGGGCCGCAGUGGGAGCCCAAGCCUUUCCUCUGCUACACUGCUCAUGUCUGCCCCGGCCGGUGGAGGCGCUGUCGCUCCUUCCACCAGCUGCCGGGGAGAUUGGAGCAGUACCCCUUGCAGGACAUGCUGGUGCUUGAAGCCUGGAGGUGCUCUCGCUACAAGCGGAACCCCUACGCUCCUGUCCGGGAGGACUACCUGAAGCACUGGCUGUUUUCCAUCCACAACCCCAGACGCCUGUCGAGCCCGGUGACUGUGAAGAUCAGGCCCCCGGAGCGCCGACAGCACCCUCAAGCUGCCCAGGCCAUCCAGGCCUCCCAGGCCCAGGGCUCGCUCUAUACCAUGAGCACCCUGCCAGCACCGCAGCCAGACCCCUGCUCUAGGGAGGUGGUGCUGCAGGCCCUGCAGCGCUGCAACAAGGGCAAGCGCAAGUUCGACAAGCCCCUGUGGUUUGAAGACCCCCAGGACAAGAAAGAGAGGUACCGCCAGAAGAACGUGGGGACUGCCUUCAAGCCGGUGGUGGUGAAUGGCAUGGUCCGACCCUUCGUGCCCAAACCGGGACCGUUGAACUCCUGUCCCAGCAAGUGGAGCUGCCGCAUCUGCGAAAAUGUGUCUGUCUCCCCGCCUGCCCCCCAGGCAUGCCUGGAUGCCCCUCGGGAUGCCCCUCAGGCUACCCCUCAGGCUACCCCUCAGGCUGCCCCAACCAGUAUUUGUUACUAA
This is a messenger RNA of Elephantulus edwardii (Cape elephant shrew), 867 nucleotides long. RefSeq names its product POM121-like protein 12-like. NCBI's taxonomy places the organism in Eukaryota, Metazoa, Chordata, Mammalia, Macroscelidea, Macroscelididae. The record is from RefSeq and is a predicted model, not a curated record. Bases 1 to 867 code for a protein of 288 amino acids. The transcript is spliced from 2 exons.